AAAUCUCAGUUGGAUUUUGGUGUCAAAAGGGGAUAGUUGUCGCAGUCGCUGUAUCGCACGUAAAAGUGCUAAUUUAAUAAGAAACGAUGUCUCAACGGACGGGAAACUUUAAGAAUCCGUUCUCCAGGCCCUGGAUGUCGGAGACCGGUGCAGCGGCUGCGGCGGGGCCCGGCGCAGUGGGCCUAAAGGGGGUUGUGGCCGGCGGCAUUACUGGCGGCAUUGAAAUCUGUAUUACAUUCCCCACUGAAUACGUGAAAACACAACUCCAGUUAGACGAAAAAGGAGGCACCAAGAAGUACUCCGGCAUCGGCGACUGCGUGAAGAAGACGGUGAAGAGCCACGGCGUGCUCGGCCUGUACCGCGGCCUCAGCGUGCUGCUGUAUGGGUCCAUACCCAAGUCCGCUGUCAGAUUCGGCGUAUUCGAACAAGCCAAGCUCUACAUGGUAAAAGAAGACGGCACACUAUCCACAACUGGCAAGCUAGCCUGCGGUCUUUCGGCUGGCGUGGCCGAGGCCAUCUUUGCCGUGACCCCCAUGGAGACUGUCAAGGUCAAGUUCAUCAACGACCUGAGGAUGGAGAAGCCCAGGUUCAAAGGGUUCUUGCACGGAGUCAGGCUUAUUGUUAAGGAGGAAGGUAUCGGCGGCGUGUACAAGGGCGUCACGGCCACGGUGAUGAAGCAGGGCUCCAACCAGGCCAUCCGCUUCUUCGUGAUGGAGUCCUUGCGCGACUGGUACAAGGGCGGCGAUAGGAACAAGCACGUGCCCAAGUACAUUGUGGCGCUUUUUGGAGGCAUUGCUGGAGCGGCAUCAGUCUUCGGUAACACACCAAUCGACGUAGUCAAGACAAGAAUGCAGGGUCUUGAAGCCGCCAAGUACCGUUCUACUUGGGACUGCUUCAUCAAGACGUGGAAGGCAGAAGGCCCACUAGCCUUCUACAAGGGAACCGUGCCACGUCUCAGCAGAGUAGUCUUCGAUGUGGCGAUAACCUUCACGAUCUAUGACAGCAUCAUGGAUGUGUUUAACUACGUGUGGAAGUAAGGUGUUUUGAGGUUAUGUAGCUGGUGCUAUGGGAAGGUUAUAGAGAUGGUUUUGCACUGUUGUUGUAGUGUAGGUGUUGAUUAGUGGGUCACAAAGUUUAGACGGUUUUGGUCACAAGCUUCUGUACAGAAGCAGCAUUUAAAGGUAAAUAAAGUGUAAAAAAGAUAAAAUUUUGGCAGUUUAUUAGAUGGUUGCUUGUCUGCCUAAAAACUAACCAUUAUAUAUGUUUGAAGUGGCCUUAAAUGUACAUUCUCUAUAACUUUUCACUACCGUAAUUUGUUUAGUGAAAACUGUUAUAUUUUCUUCAAGAGUCAGUUUUUCCUAAACAAAGUGUUGAGGGUUAACAAAUGCGGAAUCUGUAAGACUGGUUGCCAGAUUGUCCAAUGUAUUUAUGUACCAAAUGUAUGUUUUAGUCUUUGUAGGUACAAAAUGAAAUGUGGUUAUUAUUUAGUUGUUGUAUGUACUGUAGGGUAGAAGGAUCGAUUCACUCGAGUAUCGAUUUGAUAGGUGAAAACGAAUUAUAAGUGUUAUUUUUUCUUCAACGAAUUUAUAUAUAUUUUUAUAGAAUGCUACAUACUUUAAAUAUACUCUAUUUAUAUGAAUAUUGCUACUGCAUUUUGUAAAGUAACCAAAAACCUGUUUGAUUAUUUGGCAAAGCCUGUGUAUUUUUACUUCACUAAUUUAUUUAUUUUAUUCAACCUGUGACAUGCAAAUGAAUUUUAUAUACAUUUUUAUAUUUUUUAUACUCUUCUCUAUUCUUCCUUCUUUGGUUGUUGAAAUAUACUUUAUUUUAAUGAAUUAAGCAUGCCAAUUUCUAUAGUACAUAUUUUUUAACUUCUUCCACGCGCUUUUUAUACAUAUGAAUAAAACUGAAUUGUACUACUUUAAUAUAGUAUGGGUGAGAUUGCAUUUUAAUGUAUUUCGAUUGUAAUGGCAUUUUAAGAUGUAUUUAUUUUUGUUAUUUCUUAUUAAGUAUAUCCAGUUGGAUUUUUCUCUACAUUUCUUUUCCAUAUCAUAUUAUACAUUUAGUUAUCUCAAAAUAAAAUUGUAUUGAAUAAUAACCAAGCUUGAUGGUGUUUAAGGGCUCAAAAUUGAACUAGUGAUGGAUUUAAAGACAAAUGAAUGAUAAAUCAUAAAUAAGGUCUGCCUUAUGAGAGCAUAUAAAAUGAUUAUUGUAAAUACUUUUAACUUGGGAUAAUUUUAUAUUUCUUAAAGAGAUUAUGCAAUUUCUUUCGCCAUAGUGUUACCUCAGUUGUGAGUAUGAAACAGGCUCUGACUACAUCUGUAUAGAACCAGCGGCUCAAAGGAUCAAUUGCUUCUAAUCCAAGUAUAAGACAUAUCUACAUAAAAUUGUUUUUAACUAGCCAAUAGAGUACUUUGAGUCGUACCAUAUUUUACAGACAUUCCAAAGUUAUCUUUAUAACUUUGUAACCAGAACAUUUUUUAAACGGGUGUGGUUUGUGUAAAUGUGCUUUUUGAGUUCACUUACAUUUUAUUAGCGUUUAUGUGCAAAUAUAUUUUUAUUAUGUUUUGGUUUAUUUAUGCGAAAUGUUGACUUUUAAUUUAUUUAUAGUAUUUUAAAGUAAUAAAAUUGACCGAUAAUUUAA
Molecule: messenger RNA, 2644 nt
Organism: Plutella xylostella (diamondback moth)
Lineage: Eukaryota; Metazoa; Arthropoda; Insecta; Lepidoptera; Plutellidae
Gene: sea
Product: mitochondrial citrate transporter scheggia
Biological process (GO): mitochondrial citrate transmembrane transport
Cellular component (GO): mitochondrion
Molecular function (GO): citrate secondary active transmembrane transporter activity
Source: RefSeq, a predicted model, not a curated record